Molecule: messenger RNA, 776 nt
Organism: Dioscorea cayenensis subsp. rotundata (Guinea yam)
Lineage: Eukaryota; Viridiplantae; Streptophyta; Magnoliopsida; Dioscoreales; Dioscoreaceae
Product: putative germin-like protein 2-1
Exons: 1
Coding region: 141-659 (172 amino acids)
Cellular component (GO): cell wall
Molecular function (GO): manganese ion binding
Source: RefSeq, a predicted model, not a curated record
UGCAAACAAUAACUCUCAAUGUAAUUAUAUUUUCUAAUCAUUAAUUGCUUGUUCAUUAUCAGAUAAUUAUACUUGUAAUUUAAUUUCCAUAAUUGUAAUAUUAAUUCUGACUUAUUCAUGCAGUGAUCAUCAAUGGGCUAAUGUGCAAGAACCCGAAGCUCAUCGAAGCCGAUGAUUUCUCAUUCUCUGGCCUUGACAUUGCCGGAAACACUAAGAACAGACUUGGCUCAAAGGUGACCUUACUGAAUGCUGAUCAGAUAGCAGGUCUGAACACUCUAGGUGUAUCAAUGGCAAGAGUGGACUUAGAAGUUUAUGGACUUAACCCGCCUCAUACUCAUCCAAGAGCUAGUGAGAUCUUUACUUUGUUGGAAGGGAAAGUAUAUGUUGGUUUUAUAACAUCAAUCCCUGAGAACAAGCUCUUCUCUAAAGUCCUAAACAAAGGUGACUCCUUUGUGUUCCCUAAAGGACUUAUUCACUUUGAGUUGAAUAUUGGGAAAACAAAGGCAGUUGGGAUUGCAGCUCUUGGAAGUCAGAAUCCAGGGUUUAAUUCUGUUGCUGAUGCUGUCUUUGGGUCUAAUCCUAAGAUCUUUGAUGAUGUUCUUGCUAAGGCUUUUCAGUUGGACAAGAAGAUUGUGGGCUGGCUUCAGUCCCAGUUCUAGUUUCAAGCAUGCAUGCAUGCUUGCAUGGAGAUUAAAUAAAUUAAUAACUGAUCAAUUAGCAGUGGACGCAUGGUCGGAUAUACGUACAUCAGUAUAGAUACCCCCAUUUAAAUUUAA